Molecule: messenger RNA, 3052 nt
Organism: Phyllopteryx taeniolatus (common seadragon)
Lineage: Eukaryota; Metazoa; Chordata; Actinopteri; Syngnathiformes; Syngnathidae
Product: tetratricopeptide repeat protein 39B-like
Exons: 19
Coding region: 116-1861 (581 amino acids)
Molecular function (GO): protein binding
Source: RefSeq, a predicted model, not a curated record
GAAGCCGCCAUGUUUAGGAAGGAACUGCCGCUCGCUGGGGAUUGUGGGUAAUGUAGUACGGGCACCGCAAAGCCUCAAUAGCAAAUGCGUACGGAAAAUCUUUUUAUUCUUGCAAAUGGAGUUUGAAGACUACUCCCAGAAGCAGGUGGACAAACUCUCUUCUGACAAUUUAUUAGCUCCACCGGUGGAUUUAGAGACUGCGUUGAAGGAAUGCUCGGACGCCCUUGAUCUCUUUCUGAACAACAGGUUCACAGAUGCCUUAGCUCUUUUAGAAGCCUGGAAGAGCCAGAGCAUGUACCACGCGACGGGCUACAGCAGCAUUCUCGUGAUGCAGGCGGCCAUGACUUUUGAUCCGAAGGACGUGAACGCUGCUAUGGAGUCACUGAGCGACGCCCUGCUGACGUGCCAGAGGUUUAGGAAAAAAACGGGAGUAAUGGAGACUCUAGCCAAUCUGUGGUACAGACAAUCACCUGAAAGCCUAACAGAAGAGGAGAUGCACGCCGAGCUCUGUUACGCCGAAGUGCUGCUGCAGAAGGCGGCGCUCACGUUGCUCGACGAGAGCAUCAUCGGUUUCAUCAAGGGAGGCAUGAGGAUCCGAAACAGCUAUCGGAUUUUCAAGGAGUGUCAGGCCAUGGUAGACGGCAAUAGAGAAAUGGAGAAGAAGAGCACGUAUAUUCACUUUAAGGGCGGCGUCAGCAUGGGCAUUGGAUCUUUUAACCUGAUGCUGUCGCUCCUACCAAGUAGAAUCCUCAAACUGAUGGAGUUUUUGGGUUUCUCAGGGGACAGGGAGAUGGGUUUGUCCGAGUUGCGAGCGGGCGCAUCCAGCGAUAGUCUGCGCUCUAUUCUCAGCACAUUGACUCUGCUCAUGUUUCACCUCUACAUUUCAGUCAUUCUGGGUUCCGGCGACGUGGACCUGAGUGAGGCUGAGGCGCUGCUGGAGCCUUACGCUAAAAGGUUCCCAAAUGGAGCCCUCAUGCUUUUCUUUGUUGCAAGAAUUGCCUUGCUCAAAGGAAACAUCACAUUUGCUCAGGAAAAGUUCCACGCGUGCAUUGCCGCUCAGCAGGAGUGGCGCCAGAUUCACCACCUGUGCUACUGGGAGCUCAUGUGGGCCUGCUCCUUUGAACAGAAGUGGCGGGAAGCGUACCAUUACGCUGAUCUACUCUGCAAGGAGAGCAAGUGGUCACAGGCCAUCUAUGUGUUCCAGAAGGCUUCCAUACUGAGCAUGCUCCCCGAGGAGGAAGUCAAGAAACUUGGUGAAAACGUGGUGGACUUAUACAGGGAGGUGGACGGUCUGAGGUUGAGGAUGGCCGGAAAGUCCAUCCCCACGGAGAAGUUUGCGGCCAAGAAGGCUGAGCGCUACGCCUCCUCCGAGCCCGUCAAACUGGUCGUCCCAGCCCUGGAGAUGAUGUACGUGUGGAACGGCUUCACCAUCGUAGGCAAAAGAGCCGACUUGACGGAAAAAAUCCUGGCUACGUUGGAGAAAACAGAGGAGGAGCUCAAGUAUAAUUCAAGCAUGUCCGACUACCACCUGGAUGACCAGUGUGUAGUUCAGCUGCUCAAGGGCUUGUGUCUGAGGCAGUUGGGGCAGCUCGACCAGGCGGAGGUCUGUUUCAACCGAGUCUUAUCCAGCGAAAGCGACCUGACGCACGACAACUACCUGGUGCCGUUCACCAUGUACGAAAUGGGCCUGCUGCACAAGCAGAGGGGCGACAUCGAAAAGGCCAUCUUUGUAAUGGAAAGCGCCAAGAUGGACUACAAAGACUACAGCAUGGAGUCGCGGCUACACUUCCGCAUCCACGCCGUGCUCAACAGCAUGGGCUCCUCGUCGGCCAAGAUGCCGCCUUCGCGUACGCCGGCGUGAACGCUCCCGUGACUGCAUUUUCUAUUAUUGGAUCGUCAUACUCCUCCACGCUGCCUCAUGACUCCGAUCGGCCCUCGACGGCAUCUUAUUACGCAACGUUGUACUGUAAAUGCGUCACACUGAGGCUUCUGCAAUAUUGUAUUUACACCACAACUUUUUUAAAUCCCCUUUUUAUUUGUCAUAUUGUCACUACAUUUUUGUGCUGAAGUGUUGUAUUUCCUCAUAUAGUGUCCUUAGUCCAAUGCACACAUUUUCGGAAUUAUAUUAAACAUCUUUAAAGUUCAACCAGAUCAUCCUUGAUUCUUCACAGGAGACUUCUUUACAACAGAGUGGUUGUUUACCGUCUUCUGUAGGUGCUGCUGUUUUGGUUAGCAACCAAGUACAAAAUAGGCUCAGCCGUUAAAUCUUUAACGUUAUCUCUGAAAUGAGAUAAUUUUUAUAUCAGUUACCACUCGUUUUCUCCCCCAGCGAGGAAAGCGAAGAAGCGAAAGUAAUGUGUGUGUGUGUGUGUGGAUACUGUAGUUUGUGCUGCUGUUUUGGUUAGCAACAGAGUUCAAAUUGUGCUGGGCAUUAGUAAGCUCUUAAAGACUGACAUGUAGGGAAAAAUACAAUCCCUGAAAUGAGAUUAUUAUUUUUCACCAGUUAGCACCUGUUUUCUCUCCUAAUGGGAAACGGGACCCGUCUGUUUGAGGUUGGUGUUUAUUUGUUCAAGUGGAAGUGUUUAUUAAGGGUUUGGGGCACUAUUUGAGGAAAUAAAAUCAGCAUAGCAUCUUUGAAAUGAUGUAUUAUUUCAUAAUUUAGAUUCUGUCUUCUUUCCUGGUGUGAAGAUCAGUGUUUCCCAACCUUUAUUGAGCUAAGGCACAUUUUUUUACACAAGAAAAAUCUUACGGCACCGAAACCACCAAACAAAAAUGUCCCAAAGACUACAUACUGUAUAUAUUGUAUGAAUGACAACAGGAGCAUACACAGGUUAAUUGUGCUUUCUGCAAUCUAGUGGAAGAGAAUUUAACUGCUCUGUCUGUUACAGUAAGUUGCUGGCAUAGAUACAUCAAUGAUAGGUUAUUUGUAAUGAAUGGAUGGACGGAUGGAUGGAUAGAUCGAUACUUCAUUCACUCCAUGUGGGAAAUUAGAUUUUACUGUAUAAAUACAUACCAAAGACACGUACUAAAUAAUAAUAAAAAAUAAUAAUCU